This is a messenger RNA of Melozone crissalis (California towhee), 1529 nucleotides long. It is a transcript of the gene MCPH1, whose product is annotated as microcephalin 1. Gene Ontology annotation, biological process: mitotic cell cycle. The transcript has 14 exons. The coding region runs from base 66 to 1529 and encodes 487 amino acids. The record is from RefSeq and is a predicted model, not a curated record. Lineage: Eukaryota; Metazoa; Chordata; Aves; Passeriformes; Passerellidae.
UAGAAGUUUGGUCAUCUAACAGAACAGAAAAUUACUCAAAAACCUUUGAACAGCAGCUUCUUGAUAUGGGAGCAAAAGUUUCAAAAACUUUGAACAAGCACGUCACCCAUGUAGUCUUCAAAGAUGGACGUUUGACUACAUGGAAGAAAGCACAGAACAUGGGUGUAAAAAUAGUUUCUGUACUCUGGGUGGAAAAGUGUCGAGAAACUGGAGCCCAUGUUGAUGAAUCCCUAUUUCCUGCAGUAGACACUAAUGAAGGAUUUCUACUACCAAUCAAAAAACACAAAUGUAUGCAGCCAAAAGACUAUGUUGAAAAAACUCCAGAAAAUAAUAAAAAGCUUCAAAAAAGACUGAACCAAAUGGCUAAAGAGUUAGCUCUACAAAAGACUGCAGUUAAUACUGAUGCAGAUGUACCAGUUUUAUUAUUUGAAGACAAUGGUUCACUUAUAUACAGCCCUGUUAAUAAGAUAAAAGACCAAUGCAAUGAAAUGGAAAGAAGAAUAAAGGAUAUGAAGGAAAAAAGAGAGAAUCUUUCUCCUACUGCUUCACAAAUGACUCAGACACUUCCAAGUACUUCACCAGGAGACUGCCCACUUUCUACUUGCAUCUUAACUAAUUCAGAAGAUGAGCUGCUACCUGAAGAACAAAUGGAAGACUGCUUGAACUCCAGUUGUGAUUAUCUUUGGAGAACUGAGCCGCUAAAGAGACCGAGAACAGAGGCAGCAGAACAUGCCUGUUCUUGGACUGAUAUUCAUGUUUCCAUGAGCACAUCAGUGAACUCUCCAUCACAUGGCAAUGAGGAGAAGAGAUUAACACCAAAACAACGUACCAGAAGAAGCAGAGGUGGUGAAGAUGAAGUUUCAGAGUGUCACAUUACUGAUGCCUCUUGCAAAAUGUUUAAUGAGCAGAAGAAUAAGCACACUGGGGGCUUAAAAAAGGCUGGAAGACUCCAAAAGCCAACAAGGACACUAGUUAUGACAAGUAUGUCUUCUGAGAAGCAAAAUACAGUAAUUCAGGUUGUGAAGAAACUUGGAGACUUUUUGUUCUCAAAUGAGGUGUGUGAAACAACAAGUCAUGUAGUUACUGGGAGUCCUCGUCGUACCUUGAAUGUUAUGCUGGGAAUUGCUCGUGGGUGUUGGAUUGUUUCUUAUGAAUGGGUUCUGUGGUCUUUGGAAUUAGGCCAUUGGAUCUCAGAGGAACCAUAUGAGCUUUCAUCCAGCUUCCCUGCAGCUCCUAUCUGCAGGCUUCAGCGUCAUCUCUCAACAGGAAAAUACCAGCAGAAUCUCUUUUCAAACCAGCCUGUCAUGUUUGUAUCUCCUACCAGUCAGCCCCCCUGCAAAAAGCUGAUUGAACUUAUACAGCUGGCAGGAGGGAAAAUAUGUAAAGCCUUACGUCAGGCAAAAAUCUGUAUAGGAAGAAAACCAGGAAAGAAGUACCAGGAAAUAAUAUCUUUAUCAGAAAAAUGGAUAUUAGAUUCAAUCACUCAGUAUACAAUAUGUCCUAUGGAAAACUACAUUUUUCAGAUGUGA